UAUAUUUAGCCGAUAGACGCGUUUGCCUGUAAACUACCGGAGCCAGUAUAUUCAAGCUUUUUCUGGAAACGCAGCGGAGGUGACAUCAUGCGCCUCCAGCGCUGACAACCGGGCAGCAACCGUUGCCCCUCAGUGGACAGAAAUGACAGCCGCUGGAGAGCCGCAGCCAUUAGCCAAACACUAGCCUACCGGAGUGUUAGGGCGGCCUGUGCACAGCUGAUGCUGUGUAAUUACCACUAAUCCUGCUGUGGUGUACAGCUGUGUGCUGCGUCUCGCCUGUCCAACGCUGAAUCCUUCACAGGCAUUUCUGCGUAUUUAUUCUGCACAUUCAUGAUGGUGUCGCUUCUGGACCACAGUGAAAAAUGGCCCAUGUCAUCCACCGUACCCAUACAGUAGGUGCUGGACUCGAUAAAUAAAAUCACUGCAACGUGCUAGUAAUAUGCAGUAGGCUACAUUUGCACAGGCGAAAAUGGGAUGCAUCAGGGCUUAUCUGCAGAAAAUAAGACGCAGGAUAAAGCUGGACCGGCUCAGAGAGCUGGGCCGACAGUAUCCAGUCUUUUGCUUUCUGUUGCUGGUCCUGCUGCUGUCCACUGUUGUUUUAAACAGAUAUAUUCACAUUAUAAUGGUAUUUUGGUCCUUCCUGGCUGGAGUUGUCACUUUUUACUGCUCUUUGGGGCCCGAGUCUUUGCUGCCCAACAUCUUAGUCUCCAUCAAACCAAAGACCAAGUCAUACCAGCAGGAGCUGUUUCCACUGGGGCACAGCUGUGCUGUUUGUGGAAAAAUCAAAUGCAAAAGGCACAGACCGACCCUAUUACUAGAAAACUAUCAGCCAUGGCUUGACCUGAAAGUUCCCUCAAAGGUUGAUGCUUCUCUUUCAGAGAUUCUGGAGCUUGUUCUGGAAAAUUUUGUGUAUCCUUGGUAUAGAGACAUCACGGAUGAUGAGGCAUUUGUUGAUGAGCUGAGAGUAACUCUACGUUUCUUUGCAGCUGUGUUAGUCCGCCGAACUCAGAAGGUGGAUGUGGCAUCCCUCAUCACACUAAAGCUCCUUAAAGUUUCCAUGAAGCACAUUGAAAUACUAAGCAAAGCCAGGCAGAAAGUAAAGAACACAGAAUAUCUUCAACAAGCUGCCCUGGAGGAAUACGGUCCUGACCUCCACGUAGCCCUUCGCAGUCGCAGAGACGAGCUCCUCUACCUCAGGAGGAUGACCGAAAUGCUCUUCCCCUACAUCCUGCCACCCAAGGCUACAGACUGCAGAUCUCUUACUCUCCUAAUAAGAGAAGUCUUGGCUGGUUCUGUCUUCCUUCCUUCACUGGACUACUUGGCUGAUCCUGACACAGUGAAUCAUUUAAUUUUGAUAUUCAUCGACAACUCCCCUCCUGAAGAGGCCACAGAGCCCACUUCAACGUUGGUUCCUUUCCUGCAAAAGUAUUCAGAUACUCGCAGCAAAAAGCCCUCAGAGCUAAAGCUUGAGUUGAAGGAAAUCAGAGAACAGCAAGACCUUCUCUUUCGCUUCAUGAACUUCUUGAAGCAAGAGGGGGCUGUCCAUGUGCUCCAGUUCUGCCUUGCAGUUGAGGAAUUCAACGAUAGGAUCCUGUGCCCAGAGCUGUCAGACUCAGAGAAGAUAAUGCUUCACGAGGAGGUGAAGAAGAUCUAUGAGACCUACUGUUUGGACGAGAGUGUUGACAAGAUCCGCUUCGACCCCUUUAUUGUGGAAGAAAUACGCAACAUUGCAGAGGGCCCAUAUGCAGAAGUGGUGAAAUUGCAGACCAUGAGGUGUUUGUUUGAAGCGUACGAGCAUGUCCUGUCCCUCCUGGAGAAUGUUUUCACCCCCAUGUUCUGUCACAGUGAUGAGUACUUUCGCCAGCUUCUGCGAGGGGCUGAGUCCCCCGCCAGGAAUUCUAAGAUGAGCAGAAAUAGCCUCAGUUUGGAUGACAUUCGUUCCUGGGACUGGAGCCCCGAGUCAAUGUGCUCACUGUUCAUCGCCUCUGGCAGUACUUCACCUGCAUCUUUUAACUCCCUCCAUGCCCAGUCCGCGUUCACAACCUUCCCAUAUGGCUCACUAUCCCACCGCCACUCAUCACCAAAGAACACGUCAAAGAGGGGAGAGUCCUUCGGGAUCAGCCGCAUUGGCAGUAAGAUCAAAGGAGUGUUCAAGAGCACAACUAUGGAGGGAGCCAUGCUGCCAUCCUAUGGGCUGGUAGAGGGAGAGGAUGAUAUGGUGGAGGAGGCCAUGAUGGUGCUGGAGGAUGACUCCCCCAUUGAGGCAGCCUCUACCCCCAGUACCCCUCGAAACCUCUCAGCCUGGAACAUCACCAUCCCUUACAUUGAUUUCUAUGACGACGAUGUGAAGAGGGAGAGGAUUCCUGUGUUCUGUAUUGAUGUGGAGCGCAACGACAGGAAGGCAGUGGGACAUGAGACGGAGCACUGGUCUGUAUACAGAAGAUAUCUGGAGUUCUAUGUACUUGAAUCAAAGCUCACUGAGUUUCAUGGCUCAUUUCCAGAUGCACAGUUGCCUUCGAAGAGAAUCAUUGGUCCCAAGAAUUACGAGUUCCUCACAUCAAAGCGGGAAGAGUUCCAGGAGUACCUUCAGAAACUUCUCCAGCAUCCAGAGCUGAGCAACAGUCAGCUCUUGGCAGACUUCCUGUCUCCUCACAGUAUGGAGUCUCAGUUCCUGGACAAGAUGUUACCCGACGUGAACCUGGGGAAAAUCAUUAAGUCGGUUCCAAGCAAACUAAUAAAAGAGAAAGGGCAGCAUCUGGAGCCUUUCAUCCAGUCUUUCUUCAACUCCUGUGAAUCUCCCAAACCCAAACCCAGCCGCCCUGAGCUCACUAUCCUGAGCCCUACCUCGGAAAAUGAUAAAAAGCUCUUCAAUGACCUCUUCAAAAACAACGCCAACCGAUCAGAAAUGACCGAGAAGAGACACAAUCAGAACUACUUCAUGGAAAUGAUCACGGUCGAAGGGGUGUAUGACUACUUAAUGUAUGUGGGCCGAGUAGUCUUCCACAUCCCCGACUGGCUGCACCACCUGCUAAUGGGUGGCAGGAUCCUGUUCAAGAACACACUGGAGGCCUACACAGAUUACUACCUUCAGUACAAACUGAACCAGGUGGUCCAGGAGCACCGGCUAGUCUCACUCAUCACCCUGCUUAGAGACACAGUUUUCUGUGAGAGCAGUCCACCCCGCUCGCCCCAAGACAAGCAGAGGAGGGCGAAGAAGACUUUCGAAGAGAUGAUGAGCUAUAUUCCAGACUUUUUGGGGAAAUGUAUCGGUGAAGAGUCCAAGUAUGAAGGAGUACGUCUGCUCUUCGAUGGAUUGCAACAGCCAGUUCUCAAUAAACAGCUGACAUAUGUGCUAUUGGAUAUCGCCAUUCAAGAACUUUUUCCUGAGCUAAACAAGCAAGUACAGAAGGAGACCUCUGUGAUUGCUCCGUGGAUGUAAAAUGAACAGUUCAAUGGACAUGAGCUGAACAUGAACAUGCUUAUCAGGCAUUGACUCAUCCUACACUACUGCAAAGACUUUUGUUGGUCAGGUUACCUGAAACUAACAUGUAGAUCAUAUGUAAAAUACAUGGAGACACGAGGCUUCUCCUGCUGUA
Messenger RNA from Xiphias gladius (swordfish), 3596 nucleotides. RefSeq names its product sorting nexin-14-like. Lineage: Eukaryota; Metazoa; Chordata; Actinopteri; Istiophoriformes; Xiphiidae. The transcript has 31 exons. Gene Ontology annotation, biological process: autophagosome maturation. The record is from RefSeq and is a predicted model, not a curated record. The coding region runs from base 470 to 3439 and encodes 989 amino acids. Gene Ontology annotation, cellular component: late endosome. Gene Ontology annotation, molecular function: phosphatidylinositol-3,5-bisphosphate binding.